Molecule: messenger RNA, 1011 nt
Organism: Arabidopsis arenosa
Lineage: Eukaryota; Viridiplantae; Streptophyta; Magnoliopsida; Brassicales; Brassicaceae
Source: the annotation of a GenBank genome assembly
UUACCACAAAGAAAUCAAUUUUUCUUCAAGCAUGGACAGUGAAGCUCAGGAGAGCCCUUUACUUCAAUGGAAGCCAGAUGAUUACGGAGGUGUUAAGGUGAACUUGACAGAACCAAUGACUACUGAGGAUUUUGUCCCAAAGCCAGUGCCGGGGAAGAAGGGAAUAUGGAUAAAGUUGGCUGAUGGGCUUGAGAACCUUAUUGCACCUGCGAAAGCGGAAGGGUUUAAAUACCACCAUGCUGAGAGUGAUUACUUGAUGCUUGUAUCUUGGCUCUCAGACUUGCACAACACUAUUCCUGCUAAUGCUUCUCAUCGUAUUGGGAUCGCUGCUUUUGUCUUAAACAGAGUGUGGAAACUGCCUACCGGUGUUAUCAAAGAGGGUGAGGGUGUUUGGGCUGGAGCAGAAAGGGAAGUGGCAGAAGAAACUGGUAUUAAGACGACAUUUAAAGAAGUCCUAGCUUUCAGGGAAAGCCACAAAUCAUUCUCGGAGAAAAGAAAGACGGAUAUAAUGUUUCUCUGUGAGUUGAUCAUGAAACCAGGCACUUUUGAAAUCAAGAAAGAAAAGACUGAGAUCUACGCUGCUAAGUGGAUGCCGAUUGAGGAAUAUGUAAACCAACCCUGGAACCAGGAGAAAGAGUUGUUCAGGUUCAUGGCUAACAUCUGCUUGAAGAUAUCACAUGAGAUAGAAUAUGUGGGUUUCUCCACUGUCCGCACAACAACUUCAACUGGUAGGGAGAGCUAUCUUUACUGCAACACUGAUCAUGCCAACCUCCUCAACGCAACGCGUGGCCCAGCCUCCACCUCCACUCCCACCUCUCGUUGAAAAACCACUCUUCAGAACGUGUUUUCUGUUUCUUUGUUUCAUGUCUAAUGUUCAAUAAGGCACCAGUCUUGCGUGUUAGACUUGCAAUAUGUAAUUCACCAUGUCCUCACUACAAAACAUCAUAUGUAAUAUUUCUUUUGCUACCAAAAAGAGUCAUCUUUUCUUUUUAACAAAUGCACUUCUUUAUU